GUCGCUCACGGAACCAAGAUGGCAUCCGAGGACGGUGCGGGUAUCGUGUCAAACGUAGGAUGCGAUGUAAAUAAUACGAGUGACCGAGCGACGAACCCAGGUGGAAGCGAGGCAACGGACGGGACGACGCCCGGAACGACGUGGCAACGCGUCGUCGUCGAGAGGACGGCCGGUCGCGCGAGCGAUCCCGCGCCUAAUUCGCCCGGGACGCCCACGGGUUUCCCUGCAGCGUCACCACCGUUUCACGCGAACACGGAAGGGCACGCAUUACAGAGGGACUCGGGCUCGGCGAGCUCGUCCGGUGUGGGUGAUGUGGGUGAACGGGUCGCGAACGAUAACGAGACGCCCAGCCAACGGAGCAGCAUGUCUCAUCCGGGGACCGACCCGGACCGCACCGUUCGUCUUCCGGAAGAAACAGACGGGAAUCCAGAUCAUUGCAACAAUGAUGUAGUAGUAAAAGCUGCCAGAGAACCGAUUCAGCAUAUUAUACAUGCCGAGUCUGCAUGUAACAACGACAUCAUGUUAUCUGGAAACAUGCAUACAUUAUCUACAAAGGCAAAAUUAGAAGGCUGCAUAAAUUUCUCCAAUAACACACCACAACUUGGAGAAAGUCCACAGAGUAAUGGUGAAGUGAUCAGCAGCCCCAGAAGUCCUGAUUAUCCUCCAAGAGUUUCUGUCAGCCCGCAUCCUCAUAGUCCAGAUACGACGUUCUCUAUUAGCAUGAUGUCGGCGAAUUCUACUGUCAUGGAUACAGCAAAAUAUAAUGAAGAAAGUACUAACAAUGUGGCUAUGUGUGCAGACGAAACUAUCGAAUAUCCGUUUUGCCCAUCACCGUCGAGAAAGCUUGAUGAUUCACAAGUUGACAUCACGAAAACGGUAUCGAGUGAACAGCGGGAUACCGUUGAUGAAAAAUACAUCACAGAUAGAGAAUUAAAAAUAGAAUCUAUUGAGAUUAAGAAGGAACUAACAGACUCGCUACAAGAACUUGAAAAAGUUAAAUCUGAACAGUUAGAGGAUAGUUUUUCCCUUACUGUAACAGAUAGAAUGGCUGUUGCAACAGCAGCAUCUCAAGAGAAAUCCACAGAUACCACUGUCAAUUCAUCUUCCAGUUCACAUUCAAAAACUUACUCAUCUUCGAGAGAGAAACGUUCGAAAGAAGAUAGACGACACUGCUCACGAUGUCAAAAACGCAAAGGGAUAAAAAGAGCGAGCAUUGGUGUACAGUGCAAACGAGAUCGUCAUGUAUUAUGUGGUAAACCUUCUCUUUCCUUCUCUAAAUCUACUAAUGAGAACCUGAGGUUAAAUCUACAAACGAAAAACUACAAGAUGCUUAAUAAUCCUCUGAUGAAAAGUGAAUUACUGGAAGGCCUAAAGUACAAGAAAUAUAUUCACAUAGAAACUUAUCCCAAUGGCGGUGCGACGGUAGUCCAUAUGUAUCAAGAUGAAAUUGAUAGUUUAUCGCGCGAACAAAUGGAUGAAUUGGCGCAUGAAUACUUCAAGGUGGUUUUCGGAGAAGACGAAAAUGGAAAUGCUCAUCAUGUUAUGGGUAUAGUACAUAAUGCAGCUGCAUAUCUACCCGAUCUUUUGGAUUAUAUGGCGAAUAAUUAUCCCACAUUAACUGUAAAGAAUGGAGUAUUGGGUAGGAGCAGUGAUAUAGAAACUACUACAAUGGCUCAAUACAAAGAGCAAGUCUGUAAAGCUUAUAGCAAUGGUACCAUUAGAUAUGGACCAUUGCAUCAAAUAAGUCUCGUGGGUACUGUUCACGAGGAGGUCGGCGGAUAUUUUCCGGAUCUACUGCAGAAAUUGGAAGAAAACCCGUUUUUAAAAAUGACGAUACCUUGGGGACCUUUGUCCGUCGUAAAGAUGGAUACACCACAAGAAUCGAACGAUGGACCUAUCUUAUGGAUUCGACCAGGUGAGCAAUUGGUACCAACGGCCGACAUAAACAAGAGCCCGUACAAACGACGCAGAACGGGUAUCAACGAACUAAGAAAUCUGCAAUAUCUUCCGCGGCUGAGUGAAGCACGAGAGUACAUGUUCGAAGAUCGUACGAAAGCACAUGCCGAUCAUGUUGGCCAUGGUUUGGAUAGGAUGACAACGGCGGCAGUCGGCGUGUUAAAGGCCGUCCACGGUGGCCAGACAUCCGAAUAUAAUAGGAUCACGAAGGACGUUGUGGCUUUUUAUGCUGGCGAUUUUACUGAACUCGUGGAAAAGCUGCAGUUAGAUUUACACGAGCCACCAAUAUCGCAGUGCGUGCAGUGGGUAGAGGAUGCAAAGCUAAAUCAAUUACGCAGGCAGGGUGUCCGUUAUGCCAAGAUAAAUCUUUACGAUAAUGAUAUAUAUUUUCUACCGCGCAAUAUCAUUCAUCAAUUUAGGACAGUCUCGGCCGUUUCGAGCAUCGCUUGGCAUGUCAGAUUGAAACAGUAUUACCCAGAAUCGCAGCAUAGUUCAAGCAUUAGGCACAGCCGUGUGAUAAAUGAGUCUGCUCAUCGCAUCAAGGAGAAGAAGCCUCUGGAAGCUGUUAGCAUAGGCGACGAACAAAAGGAGAACACGAAUCGCCAGCGUUUGGAGCAUAAAUUGUCGAUCGAUCCUCUGGAGAAGGCAAAAGAGAGGGCGGCCGAAUAUCAAGGUAAUUUGAAGAAAUCCGAUCAACAUGGGAAACAUCGCAAGAGUCGGCAUCACUCCAAACACUCGUCUCUUAAACAAAAGAAUAAAGAAGAUGAUAACGACAAUGCAACAUCGGAUCCAUUCAGCAGCACUAAGUCAUCUAAGAGCGAAACCAAUGAGCAGAAACAGAAUAGUGACAAGAGGGACGAGAAGAGAUCAGAGAAAAAGCAUAAGGAUCGUCGUCGUAGUAGCGAUAAAUCUAGCAGUCACCACACGCACAGCAGUAACAGCAGUUCUGAUAAUUGUCAUCCUUGUAAGAAGAAAAAAUAUGAUAGCAGUGGUCACAAGCUAGAUCAUCGUUGCAGUCACCAUGAAAGAUCCAGCAGUAAGAGCAUAUCAAGUAAAGAAACUAUUUCUAGUGAAACGAGAACAGUUUCGAAAUUCGAUAGCUCGUCUUCCUUGAAGGAUGCUAAGAAACGAUUGAGUGGAUUAUCUCCGUUGGAGGAUGCUUCUGGAACCGGAGAACCAACCGUUAUCGAGGAGGAGAUACUAAAGCAACGACAAAUCCUUGCCAAAACGUAUGCCACCGAAGUGGUAGAUAGGGCGUUGGAAAUAGCCAUUUACAAGUCAAAGACCGAUGUUAAUGAGGUUUGUCAAUCGCUGCGUGCUGAAGUUUCGGAGGCAGCGAAAGAAGUAUUAGAAAAGAUUCAUAAGGAGAGCUUUGAAAUCGUCAAACAAUGGUCCAAAGACUUGGAAGAUGUUACAAAACUAGAAAGAUACUGUCAUCUGUUAGAAAUGGAGACUGUAUUGGCGUUUAAAUCGAAAAUGGAAUGCGCAACCGAGAACGCUGUUAAGGCGCUGAUCGAGAUGGCGGAGGACGAAGCGAAGGAAAGAGCGAAAAGUGAGAAAGUCGUCGACUUUGCGACCGCUGGUGACAACACAUGUGACGAAAAUUCAACGAAAAAGACAACAACGACAACGGCAAUGACGACGACGACAACGACGACGACGACGAUGACGGCGACGGCGACGGCGACGAUGCCGACAACAACAACAACAACAACAACAACAACAACAACAACUAGUAUCUCCUCGUAUCCUUGCAUUAUGACCUUCACGUCUCCGUCUAACGUCUCCGAAAACGAAAGACACAGUAACGGUAGGAAUGGCAGUAGUGAUGAAAAUUCACCGAAAUCGUCCGAGUCGCAGGCGCAUUCGAAAUCAAAAUGUAAGUGCAGGGACGAAAAAGAUUACAGGGAACGAAGACACAAGAAGAAAAGAGAUCACGAGAGGCGGGAACGAAAGCACGAUCGACAUCACCAUCGAAGUCCCCAGAUAAAAUCCGACUCUAAAACAUGCGACGACACUGGCAAGGAUGAUGCUGCGACCGUUCCCGAGCUGUCGCACAAUUAUCCAGUCGCCGGAAAAUCCGAACGAUCAAGCUCAAAGGAUGACGAGAAGAAAUCACAGGAGAAGAGGAGAAAAUGCCAUUGUAGCCAUCAUUGUAGUCACAGACACGGAGAGAAGAGAUCGUCUGGCAGCAGUAACAUCAGCAAAGACAGAGUCGAGUCAUUCCCACUUGUGACGUUGCAUCAUUCCCAUUCUUCGAGCUCAAAACACAAGAGGAAGUCCAGCUCGUCCAUCGAGCAUAAAGAACCGAAGAAAAUGUAUGUAGUAGAAAAGUAUUCGACCGCGCAAACCGCCGAGUCGAGCACGGUGGUAAACGUGACGACGGUGACAGCGAGCGCGAUCACGACGACGACAGACUUGCCGGAAAACACUGUUGUGUCAAAUACGUGAAAAGGUUACUACAAUUAUUCUCGACGAUUAUAGUACAAUCCGCUCGUUAGGAGCGCGAAUCUUGCACGCGGCGGAACGGAAUCGAUGUUUCGAAUCGACUGCCAGUGCGAAGCCUAAACGAUUUCUCACCCGGUGCGGCUAAAUGUGCGAGCUUUGCAAUUGGAGCGAGAGACGAGAGAGAGAGAAAGAGAGAGAGACGAGAAACAGAGAAGAAACUAUUAUAUCAGGUAUAUCACGGGAACCGUACUUUUACCAAAGUAAAGAUCCGUGUUUCAAUCCAAAGACGAGAUAAGACCUUUACCGAUUGAGAGAAUUUGCUACUUUCCUCCUUUUUCCCGCGAUUAUC
Camponotus floridanus (Florida carpenter ant) is the source of this 4753-nucleotide messenger RNA. RefSeq lists its product as uncharacterized. The record is from RefSeq and is a predicted model, not a curated record. The transcript has 5 exons. Bases 19 to 4407 code for a protein of 1462 amino acids. Lineage: Eukaryota; Metazoa; Arthropoda; Insecta; Hymenoptera; Formicidae. Gene Ontology annotation, cellular component: nucleus.